AUGGAGUCGAGUGCAAGACAGCAUCCAGCGAGGCAGCAGCCUUCUCCAGUAUGGGAGCCACAAAUCAACCGCUCUGAGAUUCCUAUAAACAAAUAUCGAGCACAUGUCAACCGCAAGUUCACUCUUGACCUUGCCGACUCACAGCAAUUGCAUCAAUGGAGUGUUACUCAUCCCCAGAGCUUCUGGGUCGAUCUCUGGUCUUAUGUCCACUUGAUACCACAUCUGCCAGCUCACACUAUGCGAGCAUAUGCUUCCGAUGUCCCCAUGGUCGAUAUACCUCUCUGGUUUGAAGGAGUCUGUGUCAACUAUGCGGAAAACGUCCUCACUCAGCCUUCCUUAGAUGAAAAUGCGAUCGCGUUGGUCGGGUUAAGGGAAAACCAAGGGCUGGAAGGCGAGACUUGGUCCUGGAUGGUUCUGAGAGAGAAGGUCAGACAGGUGAGAAGCGCUUUCUUGCGUAGUGGUGUUAGGAGGGGCCAUCGUGUGGCCGCAAUUAUAUCGACUUCGGUAUGGUCGGUCGCACUGUUCCUCGGGGCUGCUAGUAUUGGAGCAAUAUUUACGUCCAUAGCCCCAGACCUAGGGGAAGAGGGUUGCAUAUCUCGCCUUCAGCAAGUGACUCCGUCAAUACUAUUCGCAGACAGCCAUCGGACUUACAAAGGUCAACAGCAGUCCAAUAUGGCAACAAUUGCCAGCAUUGCCAAACACCUGUCAUGCACAGACGAAGUCUUUCUGAUUCCGACAAAGGAGGAGAAUGUCCUUUUAUUUCCGUUGCUCUCUCAGUUCCUAUCCCGCUCACUUCCGUCAGAUCAGCUACAGUACGAACGAAUCUCAUUCAAUGAUCCGUUAUACAUCUUAUACUCGAGCGGGACAACAGGCCCGCCAAAAUGCCUGGUACACCGACAUGGUGCUAUUAUUCAGCACAAGAAGAUUGGGAUCCUGCACAAUUCACUCACACCAGGCGAGGUUGUAUUCCAGUACUCCAGCACUUCUUGGGUGUUGUGGAAUAUCAUGAUCGGCCACCUCUCCGUUGGAGCCACGCUGAUCUUGUAUGACGGCUCACCUACGUGGCCAACUCCGGAUGCAAUGCUUGAUAUUGUCGAGAAGUACAAAGUCAAUUACUGGGGCUGUUCUCCUCGCUAUCUGCAGGCCUUGGAAGCCACUAACGUGAGUAUCAGGCAGCGGAAUGAUCUAUCUUCACUACGCAUGGUUCAAUCGGGAGGCUCUCAUCUUGCGGCAGACCAGUAUCAUUGGUUUUAUCGAAACUUUCCACCGCGAGUUCAUCUGACAAGCGUGACGGGCGGAACGGACCUGGUCACGUCGUGGGUUGGCACCGAUCCAGCUGGGCCCCUCUAUGCAGGGGAGCUCCAGCUGCCUAUUCUGGGACAUGACGUUGACAUUGCAGAUGUUGUGACCGGAGAAUCUAUCAGACAGUCCGGAGAAUCAGGGGAAUUUGUCUGCAGACAGCCAUUUCCCUCGAUGCCAGUCUUCAUGUGGGGCGAUGAAGGCAAUGAGAAGUACCGGGCGUCCUACUUUGAACGAUUUGGAUAUACCUGUUGGGCGCAGCAUGAUUGGGCGAGUUAUAACCCCUACACCAAGGGCUGGACUGUACAUGGUCGAAGCGACGGUGUUCUCAACCCUCAAGGAAUACGGUUCGGGUCUGCAGAGAUAUACUCGAUCACGGAAGCACAUCCUUUCAGCGAUACCAUUUCAACCACCCUCUGCGUAGGUCGACGACGGAAGACUAUUGACACUGACGAAUCAGUCUUCCUCUUCGUCAUCAUGCGCCCGGGUAAAACAUUCACCCACAGACUUGCUACCCUGCUCAAGGAUGCCAUUCGCAACGGUCUGAGCGCAAGGCAUGUUCCUAGGUUCAUCCUAGCCGUCAACGAAAUCCCAAUGACGGCGAAUGGGAAGAAAGUGGAAACGCUAGUCAAACAAGUCAUCUGUACUGGACAGCCACCCAAAGUUGUCAGUAGUACGGUCUCCAAUCCCGAAUGUCUUAAUGAUUUCAAGCGCUUCUUUGCGCUGGAGGAAAGAGCUAGUAAGCUCUAA
Messenger RNA from Exophiala aquamarina CBS 119918, 2049 nucleotides. RefSeq names its product acetoacetate-CoA ligase. NCBI's taxonomy places the organism in Eukaryota, Fungi, Ascomycota, Eurotiomycetes, Chaetothyriales, Herpotrichiellaceae. Gene Ontology annotation, molecular function: acetoacetate-CoA ligase activity. The coding region runs from base 1 to 2049 and encodes 682 amino acids. Gene Ontology annotation, cellular component: cytosol. Gene Ontology annotation, biological process: lipid metabolic process. The transcript is spliced from 3 exons. The record is from RefSeq and is a predicted model, not a curated record.